This is a messenger RNA of Hyphopichia burtonii NRRL Y-1933, 492 nucleotides long. RefSeq lists its product as uncharacterized. The coding region runs from base 137 to 391 and encodes 84 amino acids. The record is from RefSeq and is a predicted model, not a curated record. The transcript has a single exon. Lineage: Eukaryota; Fungi; Ascomycota; Pichiomycetes; Serinales; Debaryomycetaceae.
AGGCAGUCCAGCAUUCCAUUUGCUAGGUACAUUAGGUUUAUACCUACUCGUCGUACUCAAUAAAAAUGCUAGAACAGCCAGUGUGCCUCAUACUGCGAUGGGCUACACAAAUCGAAUGAUUUCGAGAUGAUCAUUGAUGAUUGUAGAGGAAUUCGUCAUUACAACCCAGAUCUACAUUCUCAACGCAGUCCAUCAUCUUAUCGCUAACAAUAAAUCAAAUUCCUUGGAAAUAUUCUCUUCAUAUCUUAUCUUAGCAAACCAGCUUUCCUCCUCCUACACCCCUGCUUCCCCUAACCUCACCCCUGCUUUACCUGUCACCUACUACACCUACAGAGCAUGUCACCUGCUUCCCUGGAGUGGCUUGAUGCUCAAGCUUGAUCACCUCCCCUGAAAUGCUUAUUCACCAAAUAAGAACAACCUUAAAAAUAUUUCAACUUCAAUUGAAUCUUACAUAUGAACAAUUCCUUCCAAUGUCUACCUCGAAUAAAACCA